AUGCAUAUCAAAGACAAGCUCGCGGAGGCCGAACGGUCAAGGAAGCCCGUCUUCUCUUUCGAAUUCUUUCCUCCUAAAACAGCCUUGGGUGUCCAGAAUCUCUAUGACCGCAUGGACCGCAUGCAUGACCUUGGCCCUGCUUUUAUCGAUGUGACCUGGGGUGCUGGAGGCAGUCGGUCGGACCUGACGUGUGAAAUGGUCAAUACUGCACAGACCAUCUAUGGCUUAGAAACUUGCAUGCACUUGACCUGCACCGACAUGGAGAAGCAGAAGGUGGAUGAUGCUUUAAAGUCAGCCUAUUCCGCUGGAUGCUCCAACAUACUUGCACUACGAGGAGACCCUCCAAGAGAAAAUGAGAAGUGGCAGGCGGUGGAAGGUGGCUUCCGAUAUGCCCGGGAUUUGGUCGAAUACAUCAAGGCCAGAUAUGGAGACCACUUUGACAUAGGUGUUGCUGGCUACCCGGAGGGCUGCGACGACCAGCAGGAUCAAGAGAUACUACUGGAACAUCUAAAAGAGAAGGUCGACGCUGGAGGAACGUUUAUUGUGACACAGAUGUUUUACGAUGUAGACAUUUUCCUGUCCUGGGUAGAGAAGGUCAGGGCGCGCGGUAUCUCCGUUCCAAUUGUCCCCGGUAUCAUGCCUAUACAGACUCAUGCGGCAUUUCUGAGGCGCGCGGCUUGGUCAAAAUGCCAUAUACCACAGAAGUGGGCCGAUGCCCUAGAACCUAUAAAGAACGAUGAUGCGCAAGUACGAGAGGUUGGGAAGGGGCUGGUUGCUGAAAUGUGCCGCAAGAUUAUUGAUGCUGGUAUCAUGCAGCUGCACUUCUACACUAUGAAUCUCGCCCAAGCUACGCGAAUGGUUUUGGAAGAGUUGGAUUUAGUACCAAAAGAUGGAACGCCAAACACGAGGAUUCUACCAUGGCGGCAGUCCCUGGGCCUCAAUCGCAGAGAAGAAGACGUUCGACCUAUCUUCUGGAAAAAUAGGAACAAGUCUUACGUCGCUCGAACCCAGGAUUGGGAUGAAUUUCCCAAUGGUCGUUGGGGCGACGCUCGAUCACCAGCUUUUGGAGAAUUAGAUGCAUAUGACAUUGGUCUCAAGGGGACAAAUGAGCAGAAUGUAAAAUUGUGGGGCAAGCCUGAGUCGGUCAGAGAUGUGGCCAACAUCUUCAUACGGUUCUUGGAGGGGAACCUCCAGAGUCUCCCAUGGAGCGAGGCUCCAAUAACGAGUGAAGCAGAAGCCAUCAGACCUGAGCUUAUCAAUCUGAAUAGGAGAGGACUGCUCACUAUUACCUCCCAACCGUCGGUCAAUGGCGUCAAAUCCACCCAUCCUGUGCAUGGAUGGGGCCCUAAAGGGGGCUACGUUUACCAGAAGACUUACGUCGAACUCCUCAUCUCACCACAGCUAAUUCCAGAGCUCAUUGCUCGUAUUGAGCGAAGCUCUACUAUGACAUACUACGCUGUCACUAAGGGUGGAGAUCUGAGCACCAACGCCCCAAGUGAGGGUCCAAACGCCGUUACAUGGGGUGUCUUCCCAGGAAAAGAGAUUGUGCAACCCACAAUCGUUGAGACCAUUAGCUUCUUAGCAUGGAAAGAUGAAGCAUACCACCUUGGUGCCGACUGGGCCAAAUGUUACGCUGCUUCGAGCCCAAGCCGACAGCUUAUCGAUAAAAUUAUGGAUACGUGGUAUCUCAUCAACAUUGUUGAUAAUGACUUCCAUCAAACCCAUGCCAUAUUCUCCUUGUUCGAAGGCCUCGAGGUCGAAGACCUGGACAAGCCCUCGGUGAACGGCCACCAAUCGAAUGAUCACUGUCCCACCGCCAAUGGAGCACCCAUAGAGGUGCAUAAUUAA
This is a messenger RNA of Letharia columbiana, 1848 nucleotides long. RefSeq lists its product as uncharacterized. Gene Ontology annotation, molecular function: FAD binding; methylenetetrahydrofolate reductase [NAD(P)H] activity. The coding region runs from base 1 to 1848 and encodes 615 amino acids. The transcript is spliced from 3 exons. The record is from RefSeq and is a predicted model, not a curated record. NCBI's taxonomy places the organism in Eukaryota, Fungi, Ascomycota, Lecanoromycetes, Lecanorales, Parmeliaceae. Gene Ontology annotation, biological process: tetrahydrofolate interconversion. Gene Ontology annotation, cellular component: cytosol.